Theobroma umbraticum is the source of this 2316-nucleotide messenger RNA. Its product is annotated as protein indeterminate-domain 4, chloroplastic-like. Gene Ontology annotation, molecular function: DNA-binding transcription factor activity. Lineage: Eukaryota; Viridiplantae; Streptophyta; Magnoliopsida; Malvales; Malvaceae. The record is from RefSeq and is a predicted model, not a curated record. Gene Ontology annotation, cellular component: nucleus.
AUUUGUUUAUGCAUAUAUGACAUGAAAUGAUUGAGUAAGCUUAAGAGUUAGCCAUAUUUUAUAAAUCAAAAAACAACAAUUGCUGAGAAAGAGGAGAGGCCUAUACUUUUGAUUGUUUUCUUUCUCUUCGACUCCGGAUUGUAGCUGUCUCCUUAUAUACUUUUCUCUUGGUUUGGUGGUGUUGAAGAAGAAGAACUGAAGAAGUAGCAGCUAAGCCUAGCCCGAAGAAAUUAACAACAAGAGAAGCAAGCAACGAUUAACAGUUAUAUUAUCUUUGAAGAUGGCCGCCGCCUCAUCAUCCACACCGUUCUUUGGAACCAGGGAAGAAAAUCAAACCCAGAUGAUACAACAACAAUCAUCCAGCACACCCACUUCCUCAACUGCUCCAACCACUGCACCUCAGAAGAAAAAGAGAAAUCAGCCUGGAACACCAAAUCCAGAUGCGGAAGUGAUAGCACUAUCUCCCAAGACCCUAAUGGCAACAAACAGGUUCAUUUGUGAGGUAUGCAACAAAGGGUUCCAAAGGGAGCAAAACUUACAGCUCCACAGAAGAGGACACAACCUGCCUUGGAAGCUAAGGCAGAAGACUACAAAAGAAGUGAAGAGGAAGGUUUAUCUCUGCCCUGAGCCCACAUGCGUCCACCAUGACCCCUCUAGGGCUCUAGGUGAUCUCACAGGCAUCAAAAAGCACUACUCAAGAAAACAUGGCGAGAAAAAAUGGAAGUGUGAGAAGUGCUCCAAGAGGUAUGCCGUGCAAUCUGAUUGGAAAGCUCAUUCAAAGACCUGCGGGACUAGAGAGUACAGAUGUGACUGUGGCACUCUCUUCUCAAGACGUGAUAGUUUUAUCACUCACAGGGCUUUUUGCGAUGCACUGGCUCAAGAGAGUGCUAGACACCCCAACAACUUAAGCACAAUGGGUAGCCAUCUAUUUGGCAGUAAUCACAUGAGUUUAGGACUAUCCCAAGUGGGUUCCCAAAUUCCAUCAUUGCAAGACCAGAAUCAACCACCGAGUAACAUGCUGCGGUUGGGAAGCGCCGGAGCAGCAAAGUUUGAGCACCUCAUCCCUCCAUCAAAUCCUUCGCCAUUACAAAACAUGCCAACAUCUGCAUUUUUCAUGCCUGAUGCAAACCAAGGUUUUCAUCAUCAAGACCAUCAAUCUCACCAUGGGCAUGGACCAUUUCUAAACAAACCAUUACAUGGGCUUAUGCAGCUUCCUGACCUUCAAGGCAAUACUAACAAUACCCCCGUAUCGACCAAUCUUUUCAAUUUGGGCUUCUUUCCCAAUAACAGUGCUGCAAGCAGCAUAAGUACCAGUGAAAAUGCCAGUGCCUCAACUGCCAACUUACCAAAUUCCGGGUUUUUAAGCCCUAAUCAGUUUAACAGUGGGAAUGGUGGUGGUGGUGGUCAAGGGACAGCAAUGUUCUCUACUAACAUGGGAGAUCAGGUCGGUUCAGGACUCUCCUCUCUUUAUAGCACUUCAAUGCAACAUGAGAACAUUUCUCCACAUAUGUCAGCCACCGCAUUGCUGCAAAAAGCUGCUCAAAUGGGUUCAACUACAAGCAACAACACCUCCUCUUUGCUAAGGGGCUUGGGGAAUUCUUCAGCAAGUGGGACUAAAUCCGAUAGGCCAGUUUUAUCCGCUAACUUCGGCAGUAAUUACGGCGGUGGUGGUGGAGGUGAAACCCUAAGAUCACAGAUGGAGAACGAUAGCAAUCUUCAAGGGCUAAUGAACUCUCUUGCAAACGGCAACUCUUCCAUUUUCGGGGCGGGUCAUGGACAAGAUAGCAACUUUGGAGGGUUCAGUGGAAGUGGGAUGACUCCUGCUCAGCAGAGCAAUAAUGCCAACUUUUGCAACGUAAAUGAGGCCAAGUUGCAUGAAAAUCUUGCCGCAAGCAUAGGCGGAACUGAUAAAUUAACCUUGGAUUUUCUAGGUGUUGGAGGAAUGGUAAGAAGCAUGGGUGGAGGUUUUUCGCAGAGAGAACCACAUGGGAUUAAUAUUAGCUCUUUGGACCCCGAAGUGAAUUCAGCUCAAGCAAAUCAACAAUUUGGAAGUGCAAAACUGCUCUAAAUAUUGACUAGCAGCUGUCGAGCUAGGCGCUGAGGCAGGCAAGCUAGCUUUGUAGGUUAAUAUGUAGGGAAAAACUCUUCUUGGUUUUGAAUUUGACGGCAUGAAUUAGCUAGGGUUUCAUUCCUAAGGUGUUUUUAAGGUUUACUUUAGAUUCAAUUAAGUUAUUUUCUUUGCAUACUCCAGUCGUUGAACAGAGAUGGUAAGCAAACAAAAAAAAAAAAAAUCUUCUUUCUCUCUUUUCCCUACAA